UCCCCGGCCUUGACAGAACCUCCUCUGCCAUCGCCGCCUGUAGCCAUGGACCUGCGAGCGGAGCUGCUGAAGUCCAUCUGGUACGCCUUCACCGCCCUGGACGUGGAGAAGAGCGGCAAGGUUUCCAAAUCCCAGCUCAAAGUGCUGUCUCACAACCUGUACACGGUGCUGUGCAUCCCCCACGAUCCCGUGGCGCUGGAAGAGCAUUUCCGUGAUGAUGAUGAUGGGCCGGUGUCCAGCCAGGGUUACAUGCCAUACCUCAACAAGUACAUCCUGGAUAAGGUGGAGGAAGGUGCUUUUGUCAAAGAAAACUUUGAUGAGCUCUGCUGGACCCUGACAGCGAAAAAGAAUUACAAGCCUGACCGGAAUGGGAAUAGCAUUAUAUCCCACCAAGAUGCCUUCAAGCUCUGGUGUCUCUUCAACUUUCUGUCUGAAGACAAAUACCCUCUCGUCAUGGUGCCAGAUGAGGUGGAGUACCUGCUGAAGAAGAUCUGCACGGCCAUGAACGUGGAGCUGAACUCCUGCGAGCUGGAUGACUACCUCUCCCAGGAGCCACAGGGGCAGGGGGGGCUGACGGUCUGGCAGUUCCUGGACAUGGUGAACUCGGGGCGGUUCCUGCGAGGCAUUGAGCAGGAGGCUGUCAGCAUGGCCGUGGAGGAGGUGUACCAGGAGGUCAUCGAGGAUGUGCUCAAACAGGGCUACCUCUGGAAGAAAGGCCAGCUGAGGAGGAACUGGUCAGAGCGGUGGUUCACGCUGAAGCCCAGUGUCCUGUCCUACUACAUGAGUGAGGAACGGAAGGAGAAGAAGGGGAGCAUCGUGCUGGACAAGCACUGCUGCGUGGAGGUGCUGCCCGACCGGGAUGGGAAGAGGUGCAUGUUCUGCGUGAAGACCUCCUCCCGCACCUACGAGAUGAGUGCCUCUGACACCCGGCAGCGCCAGGAGUGGACGCUAGCCAUCCAGACAGCCAUCCGCCUGCAGGCUGAGGGCAAGAAGUCCCUGCACAAAGACCUGAAGCAGAAGCGACGGGAGCAGCGGGAGCAACGGGAGCAGCGCAAGGCGGCCAAGGAGGAGGAGACGCAGCGGCUCAAGCAGCUCCAGGAGGAGAAGGAGAGGAAGCUGCAGGAGCUGGAGCUGCUCAAGGAGGCCCAGCGGCAGGCAGAGAUACUCCUGCAGGAGGAGGAGCAGCGGCGGAGGCAGCAGCACGAGGAGAUGCAGAGGACCCUGGAGAUCCAGCUGCGGGAGGCUGAGCAGGCUCGUGCCUCCAUGCAGGCAGAGAUGGUCCUGAAGGAGGCAGAGGCAGAGCGUCAGCGCAAGCGCAUCUUGGAGCUGGAAGACAUGCAGGAGCGUCUCCAGGAGGCCCUGCAGCAGGAGGUGAAAGCGCGGCAAGAUGAGGAGUCCGUGAGAUAUGCGCAGGCCAGGCUACUUGCUGAGGAAGAGGAGAAGCUGAAGCAGCUGAUGAAGCUGAAGGAGGAGCAAGAGGAAUAUAUCAUCAAAACUCAGCGGGAGAAGCAAGUCCUCAAGCAGGAGAUGGAGAACAAGAACAAGUGUCUGGAAGAGGCGCAGAAGCAGCUGGAAGAAGUGAGAGUGAACAGGCAGCGAGUGGACCAAGACGUCAUGGCGGCCCAGCGGAAGCUGCGACAGGCCAGCACCAACGUCAAGCACUGGAACGUCCAGAUGAACCGACUGAUGCACCCCAUCGGGCCGGGAGACAAGCGUACAAACGUGAGCAGUGGAGGCUUCACUGGCUACCAACCCAUCCUCUCCCGGAGAGAUUCCUCCCUCAAACUCAAGCAGAAAGUGGAGGAUAAAGGCAGCAGCCCCACGAGGGACAACAGCAAGGAAAACGUGAGCAAUGGCGGGAACAGCGACAUGCCGCCGUCUACGGAUGCAGACAUGACCGCAGAGCCCACCAACUAGCCCGGCAGGAUGGCAGAGCCCAGCAGGAAACUGCAGGGCCCAGCACAUCCCUCCAAGCGGACAGUCAAUACGGCCAUCUCUGGAUGGACACAAGUGGGGACCAGCACAGAGCCUAUAUGUGAUUACAUAUAAGGCAGAGAUGCUCCCAUUUGCUUUAAAGGGCUGCAGCCACGACGUGCCGGGAGGCUCAGACAGCCCAAAAUUGGGGAGGAGGCAGCAGGGCCAUCUCCUCUGGGCUGCCCAGGUGUGGGACCUGGACUCAACUCCCCAGACUCUGGUUUCCACCCUGCCUAAAAAAAAAAAAAGUCACCAAUGGGUCUGGACCACGUGGCCCAGGGCCGCAGUUCCCCCUUGGUUUCUACCAGCAACCCUUCUGCAUCACCUGCUGCACCCCUGGGUGCAUGGCCCUGCAACAGCAGCUGCCAGGGAAGCCUUGGCAGACUGAGCGGUGCCUUCUUGCCACCCCCACAGAAAGGCCAGGGUGUCCUUAACUAACACGUGCAUUCCCUGAAGGUGGUUGUUAGUCACUGGAGUCACGCAGAUGUUAGCAGAAGCCAAUAAGCAAUAAAGCUUUUGGAGCUGCUGGCCCACCCACCUCCUUUCCCGCAUAUCUGUGGCCUGCGGGCACCAGAUGUCCCUCCUCGGCAGUGUGGGGUUUGAUUCCCACUAUAGAAAAGAGCCCAUUAAAAGAAAUCAGACACCACCCGUGGAAAGGGGCUCCACCAGUGGAUUUUGGGUUGGUCUGUGGAGGGCCAAGAGGGACACACAGAUGCUGGUGAACUGC
Messenger RNA from Haliaeetus leucocephalus (bald eagle), 2701 nucleotides. It is a transcript of the gene DEF6, whose product is annotated as differentially expressed in FDCP 6 homolog (mouse). The coding region runs from base 46 to 1917 and encodes 623 amino acids. Gene Ontology annotation, cellular component: cytoplasm; nucleus. The record is from RefSeq and is a predicted model, not a curated record. Lineage: Eukaryota; Metazoa; Chordata; Aves; Accipitriformes; Accipitridae. The transcript is spliced from 11 exons.